AUGCAUCUCAUGCCUGCUCCUGCUUCUACUCCUCUUCCCCACUGCACCCGUCCCUACCAUUGCUCCCUCUCCCUCUUGCUUUCCUUCCUCUUCCCUUCCUUCGUCUCCCAACUCCCUUACUCCCUCUCUCUUCCCUUCCUCAAAAAUCCCUCCAUAUCCUAUUCCUUCUUCCCUUCUUUCACCCUCUUCCCUGCCUCCCUCUCCUCUUCCUCCCCCAAUUUCCCCUCUCUUGUUCCUCGCUCUCCUCUGUCCCAAUCUCUUCUCCCAACCUCUCCUCUUUCCCCUUCUUUUCUUGCUCCUUCUCCUCUUUCGCCCUCUCCUCUUCUUCCCUCUGCUCUUUCCCCCUCCCUCCUUCCUCCCUCUCCUCUUUCCCCCUCUCUCCUUCCUCCCUCCCCUCUUGCCCCCUCUCUCCUUCCUCCCUCUCCUCUUUCCCCCUCUUUCCUUCCUCCCUCUCCUCUUUUCCCCUCUCUCCUUACUCCCUCUUCUCUUUCCAUCUCUCUCCUUCCUCCCUCUCCCCUGUCGCCCUCUCUCUUUCUUCCCUCUCCUCUUUCCCCCACCCUCCUUCCUUCCUCUCCUUUUUCCCCCACUCUCCUUCCUCCUCCUCCUCUGUCCCCUUCCCUCCUUCCUCCCUCUCCUCUUUCCCCCUCUUUCUUUCCUCCCUCUUUCCUUCCUCGCUCUCGUCUUUCCCCCUCUUUCCUUCCUUCAUCUCCUCUUUCCCCCUCCCUCCUUCCUCCCUCUCCUCUUUCCGCCUCUCUCCUUCCCCCAUCUCUUCUUUCCCACUCCCUCCUUCCUCCCUCUCCUCUUUCCCCUCUCUCCUUCCUCCCUCUCUUCGUUCCCCCUCUCGCCUUCCUUCCUCUCUACUUCCCCCCUCUCCUCUUCCACCCCUCCUAUGUUCUCCUCCCUCCCCCACCCCUCCUCCUCCUCUCCCUGUUCUGGACCCAUCUCGCUCCACACCUCGCACUACCCAACUCCCAUCACUUCUCUCCUCAAAUUUCCCUACAAUCUCCUUAA
Messenger RNA from Closterium sp. Yama58-4, 1011 nucleotides. NCBI's taxonomy places the organism in Eukaryota, Viridiplantae, Streptophyta, Zygnematophyceae, Desmidiales, Closteriaceae. The record is from the annotation of a GenBank genome assembly.